Letharia lupina is the source of this 618-nucleotide messenger RNA. RefSeq lists its product as uncharacterized. The coding region runs from base 1 to 618 and encodes 205 amino acids. The record is from RefSeq and is a predicted model, not a curated record. NCBI's taxonomy places the organism in Eukaryota, Fungi, Ascomycota, Lecanoromycetes, Lecanorales, Parmeliaceae. The transcript has a single exon.
AUGCCAUCCUUCAUGGGCCCACCGUACCUGCCGCCAGGAUCACCGGCCUACAACGCCUACUUCGCAAACCCAGCGAAUCGCCACCCACCGUCUGCCUAUCCCACUUUUAUCCCACCUGCACCCCAGCCUCAGAUCUACGUGGGAAAGAGCUCAACGCAUCCACCUUCUGACCCCCCUCCCCAUACCCCACCCCAGCCCCAGAUCUAUACGGGAAAAAGCGCCCCAACGACGCCUGACAUCGACCCCCGCCCAGUCCACCAAGGCGGCAUGAGCACGUACGACCAACCCGGCCUGGCAAACUGGGUAGCAGCCAACUCUUUCCCCGACCAUCCGGGACCUACAGAUCGGCAUGGACCGACCGCGACGACGAAACCUCAUCACUCGACCACCACUGCAAUGCCGAAACCGCGCUCUUGCCUCAAGAAAGGUGUGCAGUUCACUCCGAGCGUGCAGGCCCGUGAUGAGAGAAAACAGGAGGGGAGGAAUAGGACGAAAUCCAACGGGACGAGAGUAAAACGCAUGGCCUGCAAAUACUGUCAUGUGAAAGCGGUGGGUUGGACUGUGGAUGACGAGGGGUAUUGCGAUGGAUGCUAUAGAGACUCAAGGGAGCGGCGGUAA